GUCACCAGCACAACAGGUCAGUGUGGCAGGUGACGGCGGCGGGGGAGGGUGUGGCCCUUCGCUCGCUCCAUCAUGCUAUAACUUUGUAACAAUCACGGUCGGGAAUCCCUGGAGUUAAUACGCUGCCAAGCUCCAAACGAUCAUUAAAACUGUAAGGGGUUUUAACUUGUCCCAGCGGUCGAGAUACGUGGUUGUUGUGUUAUGGGCAACGUCCUUGUUAGGUGUUGUAUUAUGCAAUUAACACCAUUGGUCGGAGAGAUACAUUAUGGCAGCAAUGAGUGGAUACAUCAACUCCCAGACGUGGGAGGUGAGUGCCUGGUUUGAAACAUACGAGGUGUCAUGGGAAAAUACGUCGCUCAUUUUUGUGUUGACUGUGGCACUGUCGCUGGCGGUUGUCAUUACCACUUGGAUGAUGCGAGACUCCGGGUACGACACAAACCAUGGGCACCAAGACCAGUGUGAGAUAGCAGAAUUACAAGGCAUUCAGGAAGUAAAUACAGAUGAAGAAUCUGAGCAGGAGAGGAAUGAUGAGAGCAUAGAGAAGCUGUUGGAGAUAAGUGGGCCUUUGCCUGGGGAGGCAAGGAAGGUGCCACGUCAAGUCCUAGAGAGGACUGUUGAGAAGCAAAUGACAGAGGAACAGAGACAGGCAGAAAGGGAUGCACAGUCUGAACAGUUGGCAGCCAUUUUCAAGAUGAUGCAAGACCAAGAAGAUAAAUUUGGACAGACAACAAUUGAUGAAAUAAAAGACCAAAUGAAGCUUUACUGCGGUUGAUUGUAUCCACCGAGGGUACAACCCAAAGUUUUUAUUGUCAUGACCCCCAGCAUGCCAUAUGAACAAUUUUUUUGCCAAGAUAAAUUAGUGAUAAAUUGCUUAAUGUUGUUCCUAGAGGUGUUAUAUUAAAUGUCAUAUCAUUUAUACAGUGGAACCUUAGUACUCAAAUUUAAUUGGUUCCAGAAGGCCGGUCAAGUGGCGAUCUGUUUGAGUACCAAAUAAUUUUCCCAUAAGGAAUAAUGUAAAUUGGAUUAAUCUGUUCCAGACUACAAAAAUAUACAUAAAUACAGUAAAUAAAUGCAAAUUUAUUCUCUUUACCUGCACUUAGAGUUGAUAAUGUAUGUGGAGGGUAGUGAGGAGAGAUGUUAUGGUGUGGCAGAGGAAUCCCCAACCAUGCAAACUAAAGGUAAUUAUGCUUUUGGAAUUCUCUCUCUUGUCUUUUUCUAUUUCCUCCUUGAAACUCUCAAUGCUUUUCUUGCAACAAACUUGUCAAUGAUGUUUUUGAAUACAUACACACACACACACAGGGACCGCUUUCAUAUUUUUCAUCUUUAUUGUAGUUCUGACUAACUUUCUUUUCAUUUGGCUCUUAUUGCUGACCACCUUAGGCGACAUGGUGCCUUGUGCUAAGUAUAUAAAAAAUGCCUAAGAAAACAUGAGAAGUUUACAGAUCAGUUUAGUAGGGUUGUGCACUUAAAGGCAGCUACUAGAAAACUGAUUAGUCUGUUAUGGUUGUUUAUGUUUGAGAGCUGAGCAAACGAUCAACUACUGAGCACGAACAAAGCAUUCAACUGCAGAAUUGCUUGAGCUGGGAUCUGUUAAAGUACCGAGGUUCCUCUGUACAUGUUUUAUGUCUUUUGAUGCAUAUAUGCAUUUCAUGUAAUACAUAUAAAUACUAUGAACAUUAUUAUAAAAGCAUUUACAGUAUGUAUAAUUGUUGCUGGAAUAUAUGAAACCUGUCAAGAUUUUUCAUGUGUGCAGUCACAGUGUCAAGGAAGUAUAUUUCACUCAUUUGGACAUAAACAUGUAUCCCUUCGUCUCCCUUUCCCUCCCCAAGAUAUGUAGCAAGUUUCUGUAGCAUGUGCGAGCUCAAAUUGACACAAACCAUUACGACAGUGUAGACAUUGUUGCCAGUGUAUGAGCAGGGAGGUUAGAAGGUAGAUGCCAGAUUGCACCAUCCCAAAGUGGCCAACAUAUAUAAUCCUGUACUGUAUGUAGAAUUUGAUUAUUUGUUCCAGUAUUCAAUAUUUAAUAAAUUCUUAUUAAAUUUA
Molecule: messenger RNA, 2043 nt
Organism: Procambarus clarkii (red swamp crayfish)
Lineage: Eukaryota; Metazoa; Arthropoda; Malacostraca; Decapoda; Cambaridae
Product: matrix-remodeling-associated protein 7
Source: RefSeq, a predicted model, not a curated record